Anastrepha ludens (Mexican fruit fly) is the source of this 10076-nucleotide messenger RNA. It is a transcript of the gene sdk, whose product is annotated as protein sidekick. Bases 87 to 6572 code for a protein of 2161 amino acids. The transcript is spliced from 14 exons. The record is from RefSeq and is a predicted model, not a curated record. Gene Ontology annotation, biological process: cell-cell adhesion. Gene Ontology annotation, molecular function: protein binding. Lineage: Eukaryota; Metazoa; Arthropoda; Insecta; Diptera; Tephritidae.
GUGAGGAUGCCGGCAGCUAUCAGUGCAUAGCAAAAAACGAUGCUGGCUCGAUAUUUAGUGAAAAAAUUGACAUCGAAGUUGCCUAUAUGGGCAUCUUCGAGAACACUACACUUGGCCAUCUCACGGUGACGUCAGGUCAUCCGGCAAUUUUUGAUUUACCACCCAUCGAAUCGCAACCGCCACCUUCGGUGAUGUGGCAAACGGUUGAAGGUCCGCUGAACUAUGACAUCAAAUAUGCCGUAACAAAAUCGAAUCAAUUGAUAAUACUCAGCGCAGACGAGGAUGAUCGCAAAGCAUAUCGUGCUCGUGCCAUAAACACCCAGUUGGGCAAGGAGGAGAAUAGCGCUUUCAUACAAUUGAACGUGAGUGGAGAUCCGUAUGUUGAGGUAGCACCUGAAAUUGUUGUACAUCCGCAAGACAUGAAAGUGAAGCGUGGCGAACAGGUGGCCGUAUUGGAAUGUAUCGCGAAUGCGCGACCCCUGCAUGAAUUGGAGACUCUGUGGCUAAAGGAUGGUAUACCCAUUGAGAAUGCUGGUGUGCCGCACACACUCAAUGAUCCUUGGAAUCGUUCGCUAUCCCUGCUUGCUGCUAAUUUAACACAUUCGGGCGAGUAUACGUGUCAGGUGCGGCUACGUAGCGGUGGCUAUGACACAGUAACAGUUAGCGCUAAAGUGGAGGUGUUGGAAGCUCCCACCUUUUUCACACAAAUGCGCACAGAAACGUUUGGUGAAUUUGGUGCACUGGUGACGUUGCCAUGUGACGUGGUAGGCGAUCCAAUGCCGGUGAUGAAGUGGUACAAAAAUGCCGAACUCGUCGAUACAAAUGAUGGAAAAUACACACUUCAGGAGGAUAAUUCACUGAUCAUCAAGAAACUUACCCUAGAAGAUGCAGCCAUGUUUCAAUGCCUCGCCAGCAAUGAGGCAGGUGAAAAGAGCGCCUACACUUGGUUGCGUGUCAAAUCUGCAAUGGAUAAUCAUGAUAAAGGCUUACUACCACCACCACUCAAAGAAACCACAACUACUACAACUUCCACUACUAAUUCAAGGCAUAGUGUACGGCGCAUGUCUACAGCUAAUAAUAAUCGACCGAAUGCAAUUCCGGUGCAUUUUGUUGAAAAGUGUAAAUCAUCGUCAUCGCAAGGGUACGUGCGCAGUUUGUUGCAACGCUUCAAGCGUCUAGCACAACCGCGUAUUAUCCAGCGUGUAAGAGCAUCAUCAUCGCAUUCUGGCAUGAGUACUGGCUAUCGCCGCAAGGAUUUUCGCUUUGCUUCUGCGCCUGUGAUGGAGAAACCGCCACAAAACGUAACCGCAUUGGAUGGCAAGGACGCGACUAUUUGGUGCCGAGCAGUUGGUGCACCAAAUCCCAACAUCACAUGGAUUUACAACGAAACACAACUUGUUGAAAUAUCCAGUCGUAUACAAAUUCUCGAAUCGGGUGAUUUAUUAAUGUCGAAUGUACGUGAAACGGACGCUGGCCUUUACACGUGCGUGCGUUCGAAUGAGGCGGGCACCGUCAAUGGCGAGGCAUAUCUAAGCGUUUUGGUUCGCACACAAAUCAUCCAGCCACCGGUUGACACCACUGUUCUGCUGGGUCUCAAUGCGACACUGCAAUGCAAAGUUUCCAGCGAUCCGACCGUGCCGUAUAACGUCGACUGGUAUCGCGAAGGUCAUCCGACAGCAAUCAGUAACUCUCAACGCAUCGGCGUACAAUCGGACGGCACACUCGAAAUACAAGCAGUGCGCGCAUCCGAUGUGGGCACAUACCAAUGUGUGGUGACAUCGCCAGGCGGCAAUGAGACGCGUUCGGCGCGUUUAAGUGUCAUCGAAUUGCCAUUCCCGCCGAGCAAUGUGAAAGUGGCGCGCCUUGAUGCGCCCAACCAACGAACUAUCAACGUUUCAUGGACGCCGGGAUUCGAUGGCAAUAGUCCAAUAUUAAAGUUUAUCAUACAGCGGCGUGAAGUCUCCGAACUAGAAAAAUUCGUAGGUCCAGUUCCUGAACCUUUACUCAAUUGGGUGACGGAACUGAGCAACGUCUCGGCGGAACACCGUUGGACCCUGUUGAAGAACCUCAAAGCGGCUACAGUAUACCAGUUUCGAGUGAGUGCUGUGAAUCGUGUUGGUGAGGGAUCACCAUCAGAACCGAGCAAUAUUGUAGAACUACCACAAGAAGCGCCAUCGGGUACGCCAGUCGGUUUCGUCGGUUCGGCGCGUUCGAUGUCGGAAAUUAUUACCCAGUGGCAGCCACCACUCGAGGAGCACCGUAAUGGACAGAUACUUGGUUACAUACUACGUUAUCGGCUUUUUGGCUACAACAAUGUACCCUGGACAUAUCAGAAUAUAACCAAUGAAGCGCAACGGACCUUCCUAAUACAAGAGCUCAUUACAUGGAAGGACUACAUCGUACAAAUUGCCGCGUACAAUAAUAUGGGUGUUGGUAUUUAUACAGACGGCGCCAAGAUUAAGACUAAGGAGGGUGUGCCCGAAGCGCCACCUACAUUUGUUAAAGUUAGCGCAAUAAAUUCGACAUCGGUACUUGUCACUUGGACGCCACCCAAUCCGCAGCAAAUAAAUGGCAUAAACCAAGGCUAUAAAAUUCAAGCCUGGCGCAUUGAAAUGAUUGAUGGGGAGGCACGCGAUAUCGAAGAACGCAUGAUUACAGUACCGCCAAGUUUACUCGAUCCACUGGCAGAACAGAAAGCAAUAAUGACUGGAUUGGAUAAGUUUACGGACUACAACAUUACCGUACUGUGCUUUACCGAUCCCGGCGAUGGUGUGCCUAGCUUUAAAGUGCACGUGAAGACGCUGGAAGAUGUACCUGAUGAGAUAAUGGCAUUGCACUUUGACGAUGUAUCAGAUCGUUCGGUGAAGGUGCUGUGGUCACCACCAAAGAACUCAAACGGCAUUCUCACUGGCUACAGCGUGCGCUACCAAGUAAAGGAUCGUCCCGAUACAUUAAAGUCUGUCAAUCUCACGGCCGAAGACACCGAACUGACAGUCACACAAUUGCAGGCCACAACACACUAUUGGUUUGAAAUACGCGCCUGGACUAAAGUUGGUGCCGGACCAGCUAAAACGGCCACUAUUCAAUCGGGUGUGGAACCAGUGUUGCCACACCCACCAACGAAUUUAGCACUUUCAAACAUUGAAGCCUUCUCUGUCGUACUCCAAUUCACACCCGGUUUCGAUGGCAACUCAUCAAUCACAAAAUGGAAAGUAGAGGCACAGACUGCGCGCAAUAUGACUUGGUUUACAGUAUGCGAAAUAUCCGAUCCUGACGCGGAAACACUCACUGUCACGGGGCUCAUGCCCUUCACGCAGUAUCGUUUGCGGCUGAGCGCUACAAAUGUGGUGGGUACUUCGCACCCUUCAGAGUCUACUAAGGACUUUCAGACGAUACAAGCUCGCCCAAUGCAUCCACCCUUCAAUGUAACAGUGCGUGCGAUGAGUGCCACACAACUUCGCGUGCGUUGGAUUCCUUUACAGCAAACAGAAUGGUUUGGAAAUCCACGUGGCUACAAUAUCACAUAUCGUCAAGUGGAGAGUGAUACCCGUGUGCAAGCUAAGAGCGUCAUGAUCGAUGAUCACACUGCCAAUUCACAUGUUUUGGAGGGACUAGAAGAGUGGACGGUAUACGACGUGGUUAUGAGUGCUUGCAACGAUGUGGGAUGUUCAAAGCACAGCGCUAUAGCUACUGAGCGUACGCGCGAGGCUGUACCAUCGUAUGGUCCACUUGAUGUACAGGCUAAUGCCACUUCUUCUACAACCAUCGUAGUGCGUUGGGGAGAGGUGCCGAAACAACAUCGCAAUGGUCAGAUCGAUGGUUUUAAAGUCUUCUAUGCAGCCACAAAUCGAGGCGGUCAAGUGUUGCACAAAACUAUCUCCAAUAAUGCCUCCUUCACCACCACACUUACCGAAUUGAAAAAGUUCGUCGUCUACCACAUACAAGUACUCGCUUUCACACGUCUCGGUGAUGGUGCCUUGAGCACACCACCAGUACGAGUGCAAACCUUUGAAGAUACACCCGGCGCACCAUCAAAUGUCAGCUUCCCUGAUGUUUCUUUCUCGACGGCGCGCAUCAUCUGGGACGUGCCCGACGAUCCUAAUGGCGAAAUUCUUGCAUAUCAGGUUACAUAUUCGCUAAAUGGUAGCGCUAACUUAAACUACAGCCGCGAAUUCCCUCCCUCGGACCGUACAUACCGCGCGACGCAACUGCUCGCCGAGCGUUAUUACAUUUUUAGCGUUACAGCACAGACGCGCCUCGGUUGGGGUAAAACCGCUUCGGCACUCGUCUAUACAACAAACAAUCGCGAACGCCCGCAACCGCCUUCGAUGCCACAGAUCUCACGCAGCCAAGUGCAAGCACAUCAGAUUACCUUCAGUUGGACACCAGGACGCGAUGGCUUCGCGCCACUGCGCUACUACACCGUGCAAAUGCGUGAGAACGAUGGUCCUUGGUCGCUAUUACCAGAGCGUGUAGAUCCUGCACUCACCUCUUACACAGCAACGAAUCUAAAACCUUACACGACAUAUCAAUUCCGGAUACAAGCUACCAAUGAUUUGGGACCCUCUGCUUUCAGUCGAGAAAGUAUUGUCGUGCGUACAUUGCCUGCUGCACCGGCCUCGGGCGUAUCCGGUUUGAAAGUGGUGCCCAUCACGACCACUUCGGUACGUGUACAAUGGUUUGCUUUGGAGACUUCAAUGUGGAAUGGCGAUGCAGCAACUGGUGGCUAUCGCAUUCUCUAUCAACAAUUGGCUGACUUCCCAACUGCACUGCAAGCCACGCCCAAGACUGAUGUAAUGGGUAUUAAUGUCAAUAAUGUGGUACUCUCAGAUCUCCAACAGGAUCGCAAUUAUGAGAUCGUUGUGCUGCCCUUUAACUCACAAGGUCCCGGGCCUGCUUCACCGCCUGUAGCAGUAUACGUUGGCGAAGCGGUACCAACCGGUGAACCACGUGCAGUUGAUGCUGCGCCCAUAUCUAGCACAGAAGUGCGUUUGCGCUGGAAGCCGCCUAAGCAAAGCAUGCAAAAUGGCGAUUUGUUGGGCUACAAAAUCUUCUAUUUGGUCAUCGAUUCCCCACAAAAGCUCGAAGAGGGACGCAAGUGGGAGGAGGAGAUUGAGGUGGUCUCAGCCACAGCCACAUCGCAUAGUUUAGUAUUUUUAGACAAAUUUACUGAGUAUCGCAUACAGCUACUAGCAUUUAAUCCGGCUGGCGAUGGACCGCGCUCGGUACCUAUCACUGUUAAAACCUUGCAAGGACUACCGAGUGCGCCACUCAAUUUGCGAUUUGAAGAGAUUACAAUGCAAAGCUUGAAGGUGUCUUGGAAUCCACCGCGAUUUCCUAAUGGCGAAAUUUUAGGCUACCUGGUCACCUACGAGACCACCGAGGAGAACGAGAAAUUCAGCAAACAAGUCAAACAAAAAGUAUCCGGCACAAGCUUGAAGGUGCAAAAUCUCGAGGAGGAAGUCACCUACACAUUCACAGUGCGCGCACAAACGAUAGAAUAUGGGCCGGCUGUUAGCGAAAAUGUAACGACUGGCCCGCAGGAAGGGUCACCUGUGGCACCACGCGAUUUAAUACUAACAAAGACCUUAAGCGCCGUAGAAAUGCAUUGGAUCAAUGGUCCAUCGGGACGUGGUCCAAUACUUGGUUAUUAUAUUGAAGCGAAAAAACGAGACGACUCCCGCUGGGAGACAAUCGAACAAACGAAUAGCGGCACCAUACAAGAUUUCACAAUCAGCUAUCAAAUCUUAUUGCCAUCCACCGCCUAUACAUUCCGCGUGAUUGCCUACAAUCGUUAUGGCAUCUCUUUCCCCGCCUAUUCCAAAGAUUCCAUUUUGACGCCAUCGAAACUGCAUCUCGAAUAUGGUUAUUUACAACACAAACCAUUCUACCGGCAAACUUGGUUUAUGGUCUCUUUGGCGGCGACUUCCAUUGUCAUCAUCAUUAUGGUCAUUGCGGUGCUAUGUGUGAAGAGCAAAAGUUAUAAAUAUAAGCAGGAGGCACAAAAAACGCUCGAGGAGUCCAUGGCCAUGUCGAUUGAUGAAAGGCAGGAAUUAGCGCUAGAAUUGUAUCGCUCACGGCACGGUGUCGGCACUGGUACACUAAAUAGUGUAGGCACAUUGAAUCGUGGCGCCUUGGGCACACUGGGUAAAAAAUCCUCUAAUCGACCGCCAACAAAUUUACAACUUGGAAAAAGCCCACCGCGUCCUUCGCCGGCCUCUGUGGCAUACCACAGCGAUGAGGAGAGCUUGAAGUGCUACGAUGAGAAUCCCGAUGAUAGUAGCGUUACGGAGAAGCCGUCAGAGGUGAGCUCCUCCGAGGCAUCACAGCACUCCGAGAGUGAGAACGAGAGCGUGCGCUCCGAUCCGCACUCGUUCGUCAAUCACUAUGCCAAUGUGAAUGAUUCGCUGCGACAAUCGUGGAAGAAACAGAAACCGGUGCGCAACUACUCCAGCUACACCGACUCGGAACCGGAAGGCAGUGCAGUGAUGAGUCUCAAUGGUGGUCAAAUUAUUGUGAAUAAUAUGGCCAGGUCGAGGGCUCCACUGCCUGGCUUUUCCUCCUUUGUCUGACAAUCAACGGAGUUUUAAAUUAAAAAUUAAAUAUAAAUUAUUAAAAUAGCGAGUAACAAAUAGCAAAAAGUAAUAGGCAACUAAAGUGUUGAUCAACUCACAAAACAAGCUGAGCGUGUGUAUUUAGUGCACUGUUUUUUAAAACACUUUUGAAUCAAACACACACAAGAAACUAGUUAUUAAAAAGAAAACACAUAAAUAAAACAAAAACAAAAACUUAAAAGACUACUUAAGGUAUUUUAAAUUUUAUGUAUGCGUAAUGAAACUGACUGGUCUGUUGCAAUUUGAAAGUGUUUUGAAACAACAGUUUUAACUGUUAAUUGUAUAGUUUUCAUGUGACCCGACAAUUUUAAUUUGUAAGAAGCAAAGUGUAGCAUUAAUUAGUUCAUAGUUAAUCGUUUUUUUUAAUAUGUAUAGCAUAAUUUGUGUAACUAUGUAGUUUAAGUUUUUUUUUACUUUUUAUUUGUUAAUUUUAUUUUUAAAUUACCAUUUAAUUUAGGCUUCGUGUAAUAGAUGUGCUUCUGUGUGCAAAUGAAACUGUGUAACUAUUUAUAUAAAUAAGUUGAUUUCCGCCGAUAUUUUUGAUACAAUAAUUUAUUUUAUUAAAAGUACCACUAAAUAGUAAAAUCAAUAUGUAGUUAGUAAUGCGCUACAUAAUUGCUUUAGCUCUUCUCAUUUGCUCCCCGCAUAACAUAUUACGACGCUGGGCAUACAAAUCGAAGAAUUUAACUACAUAUAUUUUAGAAAACUCUAAUGAUAAAUUGUGAUAACAGCGUAACUUUGCAUUUUAAGUUAAUAAAAAUACAUAUAAAAAAAUUAAAAUUAAGUGAAGGUUAGACAAGGUUUCUUAUGCUAUAUUAAAAUCAAACUCAAUAGGUCGGAGGGAGUGGCAUGAAUUAAGUAUUUGCAGUUGAAGGUUGUGUAAUUAUUAUUACUAUACCUAUGUAUAAAUAGAAUCGCCCGUAGUCGAUGCAAUGCUCGCUGUAAGUAGUUGGUUUCAUCCAAUUACAGUUGCUUCUAUUGAUAAAAUAUGUAAAUUUCUUUUUUCAAACCUUGGUAAAGAUCCAUGAGAAGAACUAAGAUUUUUAAGUAUCCAUUGAUUCAUUUAUUUUGAGAUUUACCCCUUUGCAUCAUUCAACGGAAUAAUCCGCGAACAGAAACUCUCUCUUAUCACCAAUAACAGAAUAAUCCGCAAUAAAUUGUUUUUUUUUUUUUUUGUUUUUUGAGUUUGAGGAAAAUAGAUAAGGAAAAUAACAUUCCUUUCCAUUAGAACAAACAGUAAAAGUCGGGGCGACUCAAGGUAUUUUGAGUGAAUCGCGCAUUUCGAACGGUGAUGCAAAAAGGUUAAGAGAAAUGCCACGCCACCGUUUCCAUUACUUAUUGGUUUUCACCCGUAGUACGGCAUUCGUUUUAUUGUAGCAGCUAAACAUCCCAUAAAAAUUUGGGAAAUACGACUGAAGUGGCAUAAUUUAUCGAACUGUAUGGAAUUUCGGUACCAUAGCAUAAGCAGUUCCAGGGAAAAACUGUCUAUUUUAUAACAAGAAACACUCCACAUAUUUUUUUUUUUUUUUUUUGUUAAGAAAGAUAUUAAAAACUUUAAACCUCUCAUUCUGACUAUAAAUUUAUAAACGGAGUUGCAGCAUCCUACAAUUUAAUUCACCUUGGAACAGCAGAUAAUUUUCCUAUCAUAUCAUUUAAUUCAAGUCUAAAACAUAAUAAUAGCUUUUAUAUACCUCUUAAAGCUAAUAUGAGCUUCAAUUUCUACAGAUAGUUAAAUAAAUUAUUUAAAAAAAGUGAUUAGAAAUUCAUAAAAUUCAUUCUUUACUCCGAAAAGUGAAGGAAUAGAACUCGAGAUCUCGUUGAACUCUAUUAGUGCGCGGGCAAUAGGAGCAAACGCGCAUAAUUCGUGUUAAGCAAUUUAAGAUGAAAUGCAUGAGAGUUGCGUAAAGCUCUAGUAACAGAGAUGCUCCGUAACAGAGAUGAACAAUCAAUUUCUGCUUGAGUUACACUAAAAGCAAAAUACAGUGAUAAUAUAGACCUUCUACUCUCUAGAGACUUUAAAUUAUUUUAAAUCAAACGGGAGUUAUAGUGGUGGGUGAGGUUUGAGAAUUUUAACGAUCUGAGAGCAUAUUUAUUUUAAAAACAUGUUUUUCUUGUCGAAAAAAUGCACCGAUUGUUGGCAUUGCUGACGAGGAGAAAACAGCAAUAUUUUUCUUGUUUUUUUUUUAAGAAAGUUGUACUUACAGUUAAAACUUAAUUACAACCAAUAUCUAAGCUAUGGCUGUGGUGGCCUUAAGAUUUGGUCUCUAUAAUUUUGAAUAUGUGCGCAAAUUAGAAACCGAACCAAAAAGCUUCUACACGCCAUAAAUUUAUAGUAACUUCAGCUCAAACCUAACAGCAUCGCUAAAUAUUGAAGUAUUGAUAUUUCACCCUCAGUGUUUUACGUCAUUGAUUUUUUUCAUAUAUAAUAUGUAUGUAUAACAAAUAGCUCUAAAGGCAUUUUAAAAGGCAAAAGGCAAAAAUUUUAAAUUUCAAAAUUGCAUGCCAUACAAGAACGUAAAUAAAAAUGUUAAAAUAAUUCUAAAAAAUUAGAAAAGGUAUUUUCCAUGUGUCGAUAAAACGCUAGGGUUGAAAAAACGGCUUACAAAUAAAAUAAAAAUUUGAUCAAUAUUAAAUUUAUAUUAUAUAAUCAUAUUGGUAUGUGAUCAAGUUUUCGUCCUUUCCUAGCCAAAGUUACGAAUUAUUUAAAUAAUUAUUGUAAAUAAUACUUGAUAUUAUGUGAUGCACAUAUGUGCCAUUGAACGUUAUAACUUUACUCCAUGCUUCAGGCAGCAUACGGAUUUCUUUGACGAAAAAUUCGAAUUCUUUUAACUUGAUCCAUUCAUUGAGCCAGUUUGCGCUGCUCUCGUAAGGAGUGAACCGCGCUCCAAUAAGGGCUGACUGCAUUGAUCGGAACAGAUGGUAAUCCGAAGGUGCAAUGACUGGGAAAUAGGGCGGGUGAGCCAAGAUUUCCUGACGGUUGAUCUGUCAACAUCCAACUCUUUAGACAUAUCAUCAAGGGUUCGACAUGCGUCUUCAUCCAAUAAUCGUUGUAGUUGAGUAUCUUCGAAUUUGGUACCCCUUCGUGAUCUUUAUCACUCACGUCGAAAUUGCCACUUUGGAAGCAUCGAAACCACUCUUUACUAGUUGUAUUUGAUGCAGCGUGAUUACCGUAAAUAUUGGACACGUAAAUAUACGACACGUUUCAGCUGCAUUUUUCUUUAAAAGGUAAUAAUGAAGCAUGAUGCGGGAAUGCUGUUUGUUCGGGACGAACGUAGACAGUUUUGACGUCAGAUAAAAAAAGGUCUUUACGCUUCAAACGCAUGUCAACUACUGUGAUCGAGACCUUACAUAUACACCUUCAAAUCACCAGUAUAUUACUAGAGCGAACAGAAAAAUAGUAUCAGCAGCGACACCUCUUUUACGAGGGCGGAAACUAAUUUUCAUACCCAAUAUAAUAUUAAU